CAAAGGAAAUGGGAGCAGGAAUUUCAGGGAUAUCCAAAUCCCAAAGGAAAUGGGAGCAGGGAAAUCCCAAUCCCAAUGGAAACGGGAGCAGGGAUAUCCAAAUCCCAAAGGAAAUGGGAGCAGGAAUUUCAGGGAUAUCCAAAUCCCAAAGGAAAUGGGAGCAGGGAAAUCCCAAUCCCAAUGGAAACGGGAGCAGGGAAAUCCCAAUCCCAAAGGAAAUGGGAGCAGAGAUUUCAGGGAUAUCCCAAAGGAAAUGGGAGCAGGGAAAUCCCAAUCCUAAAGGAAAUGGGAGCAGGGAAAUCCUAAUCCCAAAGGACACAGGACCAGGGAUUUCAGGGAUAUCCAAAUCCCAAAGGAAAUGGCACCAGGGAUUUCAGGGACAGCCUCAAUCCCAAAGGGAAUGGCCCCAAUCCCAGAGGAAAAGGGGGCAGGGAUAUCCCAACCCCAAAGGAAACGGGAGCAGAGAUUUCAGGGAUAUCCCAAUCCCAAAGAACACAAGACCAGGGAUUUCAGGAUAUCCCAAAGGGAUUUCAGGGAUAUCCCAAUCCCAAAGGAAAUGCGACCAGGGAUAUCCCAGUCCCAAAGGAAAUAGGGUCAAAGAUUUCAGGGAUAUCCCAAAGGAAACAGGACCAGGGAUUUCAGGGAUAUCCCAAUCCCAAAGGAAAUGGGAGCAGGGAAAUCCCAAUCCCAAAGGGAAUGGCCCCAACCCCAGAGGAAAAUUUCAGGAUAUCCCAAAGGAAACAGGAGUAGGGAUUUCAGGGAUAUCCAAAUCCCAAAGAAAACAAGACCAGGGAUUUCAGGGAUAUCCCAAAGGAAAUGGGAGCAGGGAAAUCCCAAUCCCACAGGAAAUAGGAACAAGGAUUUCAGGAUAUCCCAAAGGAACUGGGAGCAGGGAGUUCAGGAUAUCCCAAAGGGAUUUCAGGAUAUCCCAAAGGAAAUGGGAGCAGGGAUUUUAAGAUAUCCCAAAGGAAACAGGGCCAGGGAUAUCAGGGAUA
Molecule: messenger RNA, 995 nt
Organism: Catharus ustulatus (Swainson's thrush)
Lineage: Eukaryota; Metazoa; Chordata; Aves; Passeriformes; Turdidae
Product: S-antigen protein-like
Exons: 3
Coding region: 9-956 (315 amino acids)
Source: RefSeq, a predicted model, not a curated record